Messenger RNA from Daphnia pulicaria, 1773 nucleotides. Its product is annotated as compound eye opsin BCRH2-like. The record is from RefSeq and is a predicted model, not a curated record. Lineage: Eukaryota; Metazoa; Arthropoda; Branchiopoda; Diplostraca; Daphniidae. The coding region runs from base 121 to 1260 and encodes 379 amino acids. The transcript is spliced from 6 exons. Gene Ontology annotation, biological process: visual perception; G protein-coupled receptor signaling pathway. Gene Ontology annotation, molecular function: G protein-coupled receptor activity. Gene Ontology annotation, cellular component: membrane.
UUCUUGAAACAGAUCGGGAGCGGAGUUGGCCUUUUCCUUCGACUCAGCAGGAAGCUACCCAGUCCUCCAACAACCGAAACUACAACAACUGAAAAUCAAAACAAAAUUUCAUUGCCGAAAAUGAUUUCAGUCAAUUUGACAAAUGCAACUUUUGCUUACCGCAAGACCCAGGCCGUCUGGGGCUUUCCGGAAGGAGCAUCAAUCAUUGACACAGUUUCGGAGGACAUGUUGGAAAUGAUCCAUCCUCACUGGAAGAAAUUCCCUCCAGUCAAUCCAAUGUGGCACUAUCUGCUGGGAUGCGUUUACUUCUUUUUGGGAAUCACCUCCAUCACAGGCAACUCUCUGGUCCUUCAUCUUUUCUCGAAAACAAAAGAUCUGAAAUCACCAGCCAACUUGCUUGUCGUCAACUUGGCCGUCUCCGAUUUGGGCAUGAUGAUCACGCAGUUCCCCAUGUUUUUCUUCAACUGCUUUAGCGGAGGUGUCUGGAUCUUUGGCCCUUUCAUGUGUGAACUCUACGCCUGCACCGGAUCCAUCUUCGGUCUCUGCAGCAUCUGCACCAUGGCCGUCGUUAGCUACGAUCGCUACAACGUAAUCGUCAAUGGGAUGAAUGGAACACCUAUGUCAUAUGGAAGAGCCACUUCCCUAAUUUUAUUUUGCUGGGUCUACGCAAUUGGCUGGAGCCUUACUCCCUUCUUUGGCUGGGGCAAAUAUAUUCCGGAAGGCAUUUUGGAUUCAUGCUCCUUUGAUUACCUUACCCGUGAUACCACGACUAUUUCCUAUACCUGCUGCUUGUUUGUCUUCGACUACUGCGUCCCACUCAUGGUCAUCAUCUUCUGUUAUUACCACAUUGUGGGCGCAAUCUAUAAACACGAGGAAGCUUUGCGUGAGCAGGCCAAGAAGAUGAACGUCACUUCUCUUCGUUCGAAUUCCGACCAGAAUGCCCAGAGUGCCGAGAUCCGUGUCGCCAAAAUCGCCAUGAUGAACAUCACUUUGUGGGUAGCUGCUUGGACACCUUAUGCAGCGAUCUGUUUGCAAGGAGCGGUCGGAAAUCAGGAUAAGAUCACGCCUUUGGUCACCAUUUUACCAGCUCUAAUUGCCAAGAGCGCUUCGAUCUUCAAUCCUAUUGUCUACGCCAUUUCGCAUCCGAAAUAUCGUCUGGCUUUGCAAAAAGAGAUGCCGUGGUUCUGCAUAAACGAAAAAGCUCCAUCUGGAGGAGACAAUCAAUCCAAUUCCUCUGUUGUCACUUCAACAACUCAGUAGUAGCUGUAUUAGUAAAGGAUUCGAUCUGAUACAUUCUGACCCAUUCUGACGGACUGACACUCAAUAAGCACCAUGAAACGAAUAUCUGAUUCAAGUAUAAAUACUUUUCGUACCCAGCAGUAAUAGGAGUAAGAGUUAUAUAGUUUGUUGGACAAAUUUCCGAAAUUUCUGUUUUCAAUUGACCAACACUAUGGUAAAAAUGACUAUACCUCAAAGCAUUUUACAUUUCCUAAUUAACAGUUUAAUCAGAAACUACCGGUCGGUACUUCACUCAGCAGUAAUCAAAAGGGCUUAAGAUUGCCUCAAUAUGCUUUGUUUGGAUUCCCUCAUGUGAAAAUUUGCUCUCUAUAAUGUGCAUUGAUGUCUUAUAUUAGAAAAGAAUCCAUCUCUCCUUUACCGUACGUCUGGUUAAAUAGUGAUUGGUCCAUGUCACGAAUUUACAUACUCAUUAAUUAUCCUGUUACUAUUGUACGUUAUAUAUUAUGGUCAUAUAAUACACUACCCAAGCAUCUA